GUUGCCUGGGUGACGGGGAGUGAGCGAUGGCGCUUGGAGGCCUCGGGUUGUUGUUGCUGGUCAAUGCCUGCACUCUGCUCCUCUUCCUGGAGCCCGCCGCGGCCCAGGGCGCCGCCAAAUACUCCCGGGAGAAAAACCAGGCGCCCGAGGAGGAGACAGAGGCAAAGAUAGCGAUCGAGUUCAGGAUCGCGAAACUCAACCAGGUCUGGGAGAAGGCGCAGCGACUCCAGUUUUCUCCUGUGAAGCUAGCCGAGCUUCACAGUGACCUGAAAAUUCAGGAGAAAGAUGAACUGAACUGGAAGAAGUUGAAAGCCGAUGGGCUCGAUGAGGAUGGUGAGAAGGAAGCCAGGCUGCGACGUAACUUCAACGUAAUCCUCACAAAGUACAGACUUGAUGGAAGGAAAGAUACUGAGCCUAUGGACACAAAUUAUCUGAAAGAAUCGAUGGACUCUGAGAAUGAUGUGUUUGAUGAUCCAAAAUUGGAGAAAUUGUGGAAUAAGGCAACAACCUCUGGAAAAUUUAGUGAUGAUGAGGUUCGAAAACUGCGCCGGGAGUUCCAACAUCACCAGGAUAAAAUUCAGGAGUACCACAUCCUGAGAGAGACCGUCAGCAGGAAUGAAGACAUUUAUCAGAAUGUAAUCAGCCCUUCGGAAGCCCAUGUGAAAGAGGAUUUGCUACACACCAAGCAUGCUGAGCUGAAGGAUAAGCACCGUAAUGUUCAAGCAAGCUUCGAGCGUUUGCGCAAGCUCAUUCACCACGGCUAUGAUGAAGAUAGUGAUUUUUCUGAGCCGAGAGUGCUUGAAUUGUGGGAUAUGGCAAAGCGAUCAAACUUCACAGAUGAUGAGCUGGAUUCCAUUAAGGAGGAGCUGAAGCAUUUUGAGACAAAAAUUGAGAAGCACCAGCAUUAUCAAGAGCAGCUGGAUUUAUCCCAUCAGAAGCUGAAACAUGUGGAGACUAUUGGGGACAAGGAACAUUUGUCCAGGAACAAGGAGAAGUAUGCAAUGCUAACGGAAAAGACAAAGGAACUUGGGUAUAAGGUCAAGAAGCACAUGCAAGAUCUUCUGGCUAGACUCUCAAAGGGAGGGCUAAACCACAAUGAGCUAUGAAUUCUGUUCUGCUCAAAGCCUGAAACUGCUGUAUUUCUGUAUCUGGGAGAUAUAUCCAGUCUAAACACCUGCUAAUUGUAAGUCACCAGGUUUAAUGGAUGCACUCACCCAAACUUAAUUUCUGUGAUGAUUCGCCUCUUUUGUGCAUAUCUUUGGAGACACUAGGAUUGGAACACAAUCAAAAAGCUUGUUAUAUGAUGUUACUCAUACUGAACUACAUGCUAUUAAUGAAGGUGGUACUUUACAUAACUGCUUUGAUUUGAAUGGAGUUUAUCAGACCGUGAUGAAUCAUCUCAGUAAUGAACAUGUUUUGUAAAUUAAACUCAGAAGUUUCUGUACAUUGGUACUUGUAUUGUUGCUGCCUGUUUGCUCUAUCAUUUUUAGAUCAGUCGGCAGGGUUUGAGACAGUAUACUAUAGGCCAGCAGAUUAGUUUUACCAAACUAGAUCUGUCUUCAGAAAUGAACUUUAUAAAAGAAAUGCAGAAAUCCUAUAAAGAUGAUGUCUCCUUCUCUAAAGUGCGAUGUGUCCAAUAUGCUCCGAUCUGACACUCCACUACAGUGAGGAUGGUGUUGUGUGGUUAAACUGAGACUCUGGGCCACCCCUAUCUGCCCAUCCUUCCUCCAAUGGAUCUAGAAGAUGCCUUUAUUUUAUUCAAAAUGCGGCAUCGAAGAUCUCCCUGCUAUCCCCUGACCAAUAUAUAACCCUCAGCUGACAUUUUCCUGAUCCCUGGAUGCUGCCUGACCUGCUGUGCUUUUUCAGUACCACUCUAAUCUUGACAUUUUUUUAUAACAGAUUAAACAGUCAGUAUCUAUUGUUUUGUCAGUGCCUGCUGUGUGCAACUUCUUAGAUACAAGAUUUUGAUACCCAUCAGAUGUUUCCUCUUGUGGAGGAGACUAAAACUUGGGAACUUUGUUUUAGAGUAAGAGUCUAUCCCUUUGAGACAAAUAAGACCUCCCCCUCCCCAAAAUGUCAUCGACGUGUGGAAUACGCUUCUCCAAAAUGUAGUGGGGCUGGGUCUUCAAUUUUAUUCAAGACUGAGUUAGACUUUGAAUGUCAAGGGGUUCUAGAGUGUAGGGGUCACGGACAGGACAGAGCUUAGACCACAAGUAGAUCAGCCAUGAUGUUGUUGAAUGGUGAAGCAAUCUUAAAAGGCCAAAUAGCUUACUGCUAUUCCUAAGUCUUGUGUUCCAAAGCAAAACUUCUUCUGUGCUUCAACAGCUGCUGCACUCUAAAGUACCUCGCAGGAUGUCCUGAGGCUGCCAUAUCAAUGCAAAUUCCUUUAGUUUUUGUUUGGCAAAAGAAAAUGACAAACACAGUGACUUGGAUGAUGCUUGGUGAUAACUUGUCCAAUAAUCAAUUCUAGUAUGAGUUAAUUUGUUUUGGGGAAUGAUGGGGGCAACUGAUGUCAAAAUUUAUACCUUUGUCACCUCCUUCCCUACCCACCAUCCUGGCCUGGCAGUGCACUUCUGGCAACCCUUCCCCACCUCCAUCCCCCUCCUUCAAUUUUAAAAAUAAAUACCUUCCAUCUCCAUAA
Molecule: messenger RNA, 2641 nt
Organism: Hemiscyllium ocellatum (epaulette shark)
Lineage: Eukaryota; Metazoa; Chordata; Chondrichthyes; Orectolobiformes; Hemiscylliidae
Gene: lrpap1
Product: low density lipoprotein receptor-related protein associated protein 1
Exons: 8
Coding region: 27-1106 (359 amino acids)
Biological process (GO): negative regulation of receptor internalization; negative regulation of very-low-density lipoprotein particle clearance
Cellular component (GO): cis-Golgi network; endosome; plasma membrane
Molecular function (GO): low-density lipoprotein particle receptor binding; very-low-density lipoprotein particle receptor binding; receptor antagonist activity
Source: RefSeq, a predicted model, not a curated record